This is a messenger RNA of Varanus komodoensis (Komodo dragon), 2607 nucleotides long. RefSeq names its product heparanase (gene HPSE). Gene Ontology annotation, cellular component: membrane; extracellular matrix. The record is from RefSeq and is a predicted model, not a curated record. The transcript is spliced from 12 exons. Gene Ontology annotation, molecular function: hydrolase activity, acting on glycosyl bonds. NCBI's taxonomy places the organism in Eukaryota, Metazoa, Chordata, Lepidosauria, Squamata, Varanidae. The coding region runs from base 1 to 1620 and encodes 539 amino acids.
AUGCUGCUGCCGGCGCUUCUCGUGGCGGCGCUGCUGCCGGCGCGCCCCCGUGCGGAGCAGCCUCCCGCGGCCGACGGGGCGGCGCUGAGCUUCCCGCCCCUGGCGGACCCGCCGGCGCGCGAGGUCAGCCCCUUCUUCCUCUCCGUCACCAUCGAUGCCAACCUGGCGACCAGUCCCCGGUUCAUGGCCUUCCUGGGCUCUAAGAAACUGUCCACGUUAGCAAGAGGCUUAUCCCCUGGUUAUCUGAGAUUUGGUGGCACCAAAACAGACUACUUCAUCUUUGAUCCUGAAAAGGAACCAACAUGGGAGGAAAAGAUUUUUCAGGAUUUGCUAGCAAAACAAGAUUCUGCAAACAUCUGUGAAUUUGCGUUUACUCCUUUGGAUGUCCUGCAGCACUUGCAGUUCCUAUGGCCCUACCAGGAGAGGCUCAUUCUUUGGGAGGAGAACAAGCCGAUUCACAAAAACUACACCAUUACACGAAGCACACUGGAUAUUUUAUACCACUUUGCCCACUGUGCUAAUUUCCACCUGAUCUUUGGACUCAACGCCUUGCUGCGAAAAGGAAAUGGCCAAUGGGACAGCUCAAAUGCUCAGUUACUUUUGAAUUAUACUGACUCCCAGAAUUACUUCAUGUCCUGGGAACUUGGAAAUGAACCCAACAGCUUCAGGCAUAAGUCAGGCAUCUUUGUCAAUGGCUCCCAGUUAGGCCAGGAUUUCUUGCACCUCCGUCGCCUUCUGGACAAUUACACUCGCUACAGGAAUUCCAAACUCGUUGGCCCCGACAUAGGCCAGCCUCGGAAGAAACAGAAGCACAUUCCACUGAUGCUGAGGAGCUUUCUGAAAUCAGGAGGGAAAGCAAUUGAUUCCGUCACAUGGCAUCAUUACUAUUUAGAUGGACGAAAUGCUAGCAGGAAAGAUUUCCUGAAUCCGGAUGUGCUGGACACCUUCAUCACACUUGCAAAAGAAGAGCUCCAGAUUGUGGAUGACACCGUACCGGGGAAGAAAGUGUGGCUGGGAGAAACAAGCUCAGCCUAUUCGGGUGGCGUGCCUCACGUAUCCAAUUCGUAUCUUGCUGGUUUUCUGUGGCUGGACAAACUGGGACUGUCAGCCCAGCUGGGCAUCGAUGUGGUGAUGAGGCAGGUUUUACUGGGAGCAGGAAGCUACCAUCUGGUGGAUUCCAACAUCGAUCCUCUGCCAGAUUAUUGGCUCUCUCUGGUGUACAAGAAACUGGUGGGCACCAAAGUCCUACAAGUUAACAUUACAGGUGAAGACCCAAGGAAGUUGCGAGUGUAUCUGCAUUGUACAAAUGAGCACCACCCAAAGUACAGAGAUGGGGACCUCACCUUAUUUGCCUUAAACCUCUGCAACAGCACAAAACAUUUGCACUUGCCCCUUUCUUUAUCCAAGAAGCAGGUGGAUGAGUAUCUCUUGCUCCCUCAUGGAAAUAACAUACUUUCCAGGUCUGUUCAGCUGAAUGGUCACGUUCUCAAGAUGCUGGACGAUGAAACGCUGCCACCUCUUCAGGGGAGGCCUCUUCGUCCAGGAAGCAGGCUUGGGCUCCCAGCUUUCUCAUAUGGAUUUUAUGUCAUACAAAAUGCCAAAUCGAGGGCGUGCCUGUAGUAAAUCCAUGCACUUCUCCACUAUUGGCCUGAAAGUCAGAAUCUUAGCAGGCACUGAGUCUUUCACAUGCUCCAGCAACAAAGCAAGUCAGAAGCAAAGGGCCUUUCAUUUACUCAGCAUAUUUUGUUCUGUUUUUUGAAAAUUUAUUCCAACUCUCUCUAGCCUGAAAGAAUUACUUUAGCACUGUGUUUCACCCGUGGCUGUCCCAAAAACAAAAAUACUGCUGCAGGAAGGAUUCUGGUUAGCGGUACAAUGAAGAUGAAGUUAGGAAGCAUCUGAGCCAAUAAAUGGGGCAUUAGUUGAUUAUGAAAAUACUAAGGAAAAAUAAGCAGGCACUUGAGUCCAUAUUUAGAGAUAUCAGCGCAAAAUGAUCUAAGGGACAACAAAUGUCCGUGCAAAUUUCAGACACUACCGCAGAGCAGGAAAUAAGAACUAAUGAUGGAAGCAGAUGCUUUGUACUUCCUUUUACAGGAGGACGGUAAUGUUUUGAGCUGCAGUCUAAGUCCCAGCUGCUCUAGUUUGCAUGGCCAACGGAGGGGCUGUACUGGUUGUAACCUAAGCAUCCAAAGGGUCACAAUGCAUCCCUGUUUCACAGGCCUGUUGGGAGGCCUGAGUUCAACUAGUCUCAGGUGUUCUUGCAUUUUAAGGGACUCAGGUUCAGUCUCAGGUAUCUCUGCAGAGGGCUGAGAAACAGCAUGUUGCUGCCUGUUAAUAUAGAUGAGUCUUCCCCAACCUGGUACUUGCCAGAUGUGUUGGGACUGCAAAUCCCAUCAUUCCCUCCCAGCAUGGGCUGUACGGGUAAUACUGGACUAGGUCUGGAUAAUACUUUGCCUAGGCACCUUCUAGUGUUCCUUAUAUUUUGGUACAAAACCUGCCCAAAUGCAAUCUUUGAAAACCUCGUUUUAUUAUGCUUUCAUGCAGUUUUGUAUGUUUUGUUAUAUGCAUAUUUUGAAAUAAAGGAAUUCACAUGAUUUUUGCUCUUGCAAA